This is a messenger RNA of Rotaria sp. Silwood1, 708 nucleotides long. NCBI's taxonomy places the organism in Eukaryota, Metazoa, Rotifera, Eurotatoria, Philodinida, Philodinidae. The record is from the annotation of a GenBank genome assembly.
AUGCAAAGUGUAUCUAACGAUAUGCAUUCAUUAUUUCAAAUAUUUCUUCUUUUUUUUACAACUCUUCUCUAUCAUAUUGGUAUCUCAAAUCCAAAUCUUAGUUCAACCGAUGAUUACGUUCCACAUGAAGGUAUUGGUUCAAAAUUUUUAAUUUUCUCUACACCUAAAAUUGGUCAGCUUUUGACGUGGAUUUCCACUUUAUGUCAAGCCUUAUAUCUAUUUCUUCAAACAUUUUCGCCAGCUUUAAUUUCAAUAUUAUUUCCACAAAUAUCAACAUCUAUUAAUUCCUUACCUCUUACAUCUAUUUCAAUACUUGGAUACAUCUUAAUGAUUAUCGGUGGCUUUGGAAGAAUUUGGUGUUACAAAAUAUUGGGAAAAUUGUUUACCUUUGAAAUAACUAUUCGUAAUACUCAUAAACUAAUCAAGACUGGUCCCUAUGCUUAUGUUCGCCAUCCAUCGUAUACAUUUGUUUGUAUCUUAGCAUUCGGAAUGUUUUUUGUUCAUCAACGAUUGAAAAAUUUGUUUCCAAAUAGUACAUGGUUACAAAUUCAAUUUGGUCCUAUAGGAUUUAUAAUAUUUUGUUUGGUGACAAUAUUGUCUAUUAAAAGACGUGUCAUACGUGAAGAAGAAGAACUAGCAAAAAGUUUUGGUAUAGAAUGGACUGAAUAUGUAUCAAAAACUAAAAGAUUUAUACCGAAAAUCAUCUAA